Messenger RNA from Anopheles maculipalpis, 5273 nucleotides. RefSeq names its product hormone receptor 4-like. Gene Ontology annotation, molecular function: zinc ion binding; sequence-specific DNA binding; DNA-binding transcription factor activity. The coding region runs from base 97 to 5148 and encodes 1683 amino acids. The record is from RefSeq and is a predicted model, not a curated record. Lineage: Eukaryota; Metazoa; Arthropoda; Insecta; Diptera; Culicidae. The transcript is spliced from 7 exons. Gene Ontology annotation, biological process: regulation of DNA-templated transcription.
GAAGCAUCAGCUCGCACUGCAAAAGUUCAUUUGUUUCUCGAUAACGCACCACGCCAUGGCCGACGAUAAUGGUUAGCUACAAGAAUUUAAGGAAUUAUGACCCUGAGCCGUGGACCAUACAGCGAGCUCGAUAAAAUGAGCCUAUUUCAAGAUUUGAAACUAAAGAGAAGAAAAGUCGACUCAAGAUGUAGCAGCGACGGCGAAUCUAUAGCUGACACGAGCACAUCGUCGCCGGAUCUUCUGCAGCCACUGUCUCCGAAGAUGUGUGAUCAGCAACAGUCUGCGCAUCAAACUCCAAAGUGCACUGCUCCGUUGGCAGCCAGCGAUGAUGGAUUGCAGAAGGAAGCUCCAGAAGCGCUAACUUCGCCACCUACCACACCGUCAACGGCGGACGAAGAGCACGACCAACAGGUGUGCACAUCUGCCAGUAGUAGUUUUGACACUGUUACAAACGAUAUCGCAAGUAGUGAAAGACACGCUAUAAACACCAGCAGCAACAGUUACCAUAGCAAUCGUUUGAAUGGAAAUGAAAUGAAAGAUGGAAAUGCACGUUCCCAUCACCAGCAGGAUGGGUGCAUUUCCGUCAGUUAUCAUGAUGACGAUAGUGACCCUGCCGAUGGCGGUUCGGCACCGAAGCCUUCAAUGAGCGGGUUCGACAACGGUACUUUAGCAAAUGCCGCCAACUUCAAGGACGAUGCCUACGACGGUAGUCAUAGAGCGUCGCCUGAAUUCGCACUCGAAGCUGUACAAGAAGAGCGAACAACCGCUAGAAACGGUAGCCGCGGUAAUACCUCAAACGUAACCGCUGCUAGUGUGAUACGUUCUGUGGCUGAUGAACGGCGACCUCGUUCGGUCAAUCCUCCUACCAUCUCCAUAACAACAUCUACCACUACCAAGGAGCAGCAAACAACUAGUAGUAGUGGUAGUGGUGGUAGCAACGCUCUUAGCACUAAUAAGUGCGAACGACUAGACAGCACUGUCAGUAUCAACCUACAAACCAGCCAUACUACUAAUAACAACAAUAGCAGUGGUGCCACUACUACUAUUACUACUGGUUCUACUACUACAACUGCCAGUACUAGCGAGACUGGUGCUAGUGGUAAAGCACUAGCACCACCACAUCAAUAUCAUCACUACGGUGAGAACUGUGCUAGUGUUGACGAUGACGGUGAUCGUGAUCGGGCAGCACAAAAUGGAAUGGUUGAAAGCAGCGGUGGUGCAAAUCCAACCGUUAGCAAUGUCAGAGUUAUUGCUGGUAGUGCUCAGACGCAGCAGCAGCAGCAGCAACAACAACAACAUGUCACGGUCCUUGUUACUCCGGCUCUAUCGCGGAUGAAAACCAUUCAUCUUACCACCGCAGAGGGAAAGAGCACUGGAAAUGCAGCAACGGCUGCAGCGGCUGCGGCAGCAGCAGCAACGACACUGGUGACAUUAGGAAUGCGGAAGCAGCAAUCGUUGCCACCACUUUCCACAGAGCCAACGUCUCCACCGACAUCAUCGUCUUCAUCGGCAACGGCAUCUUCGUCAUCAAUAUUAACUACGUCCUCAUCGAUAUCAAACUCUAUCAGUACGCCAUCGAAUGGGCGCAAUUUCAACAACAACGGAAUGCUAGACCGGUUGCUGAGCGAGGGCAAUGAAGUGGAUGGUGGUGAGCAGCACAGCAGACAAAGCACACAAUCACCACCAACGAUCGGGUCCUCCACACCCACUGACACCACCACUACUACAGCUACUACCGUGUCGGCCACUAUUGGCUCCGUGUCUCCCUCGGUAUCAUUAUCCUUUCAGCAUCAAACGUCAUCUGCUGGGGCAGGUGGCUUAUCUUCAAAGAUUGUUUCUAGUCAAGCGAACGCCGACGGUGGAGCGAGUGUUGUUGUUGGUGCUGUUCCUAAGAAUCCUAGCCAUCCGCAACAUGUUAUAAUAACGCAGCAGCAAAUGCUUCAAGCGAUGCAGCAGCAAAUACGCAUCAAGAAGGAGCGUCAACAACAGCAGCAGAUGAUAGUUGCAAGUUCUGUAGCGCAAAACAGUCAUCGACCGAUCGGCGCAAGUUUUUCGCCAGUGCAUCAGGCACCGCAGUUGGUUAUCAAACGAGAACGUAGCGUCAGUGGUGGUGGGUUAAAAUUACCGCACGCACCCGGCUCCAUAGCACCACCGCAUGCGACAAUUGUGCGCCAACCUGCCAACAGUCCGGGGCCGAUGGUUUCACCAAUGCAACCACCGUUAUCUCCGCAUCAGCCACUGCCCUACCGUCAGCCGAAUAGUCCUGCGCAGGUAGGUUCGUCUUGUGGCAAUCAGCAGCCUCAAGUGAUUGUGAAGCGUGAGCGUGGAUCAUCGAUGCACCAGCAACAAUUUCAUCAACCUCCUUCUGUUGCAAACGCUGUGUGUGUUAGUGGAUCAAACUCAAUAGGCGGGUUCACCACCAGCAGCAUAAAUGCUACUACAACGUCUUCAAUAGUAUCCACGGUCGGUAGUUUAUCGAUUCGUAAUCCGAUCCGGGAUGCUGCUAUAUUGUUUCGAGUAAAAAAUGAAACAAACGCUGCCAGCGUUCUGGCAAGUCAGCAGCAGCAGCAGCAGCAACAACAACAGCAACAACAACAGCAGCAGCAGCAGCAGCAGCAGCAGCAGCAGCAGCAGCAACAACAACAGCAACAACAACAACAACAGUUGCUGCAGCUUCAACAGCAACAACAACCACACCACCGAAUGGUAUGGCCAGGAUCAGCAGCGUUAGCGGGUCCUGCAGUAGUGUCUUCCGGUGCGGGAGCGUCUCACCGAAUUAAUGGUGUUAAACCAGAAGUAAUUGGUGGCCCGUUACCGCCCAUACGAAGCCAGAUAUCCUCACCGCAUCAGCACACUCAUCAACAGCAACAACAACAAUCUCCCCACCAUCAGCAACAGCAGUCACCACAACAUCAUCAUGGCAGUCCAGGCCCGAUUGCAUCACAAACACCUCCCCGUGCUACCCCUACCGUAAUAAUGGGAGAAUCAUGCGGUGUUCGUACGAUGGUUUGGAGCUACGACAACACACUGCAGCAGAUUCAUAACACGGCUUCAUCCAACACGAUGGGUGGUGGUGGAAACUCGACUGCAGAGACUGUGCCUGGUAUAGCUACGGUGAGUGGCAGCAUGGCGGGCACGCAUCUUCAACAUCAUCAUCAACAGCAAUUGACGCAUCAUCAGCAUUUGCAAAAUCAACACACGGCUGCCGGGUCAAUGAACAACAACCAUCAUCAACAACAAGGCUCACCUCACCAAGCGAAUGGUGGAACGGGAAAUACCGGCAACAGUGGCAUGAUUACGAGCAAUAGCAACAAUGUCUCACCGAACAGCAACAAUGAGGAAGCCGCCCAUCUUCUCUUAAGCUUGGGGCAGUCGGUCGUACCGGCAAGCUCACCAACAGCCGCUGUUGCAGUAGCUGCUGCCGCGGCGGCUGCUGUUGCCGGUCAUACCCAAGCAUGGCAAGCGGCGAAUCAUCCGCGCACCAACUUACCGCUCAAUAUGGAGCGACUGUGGGCCGGUGAUUAUGGCCAAUUUGCAACCGUAGGAUCUCAGCAGCAACAUCAACAGCAGCAAGCGCUAAACCUGACUUCUCAACAGCAGCAGCAGCAGCAGCAGCAACAACAACAACACUUGUCUUGGAGCCUAAGUGGGGCUGGAGCAGUUGGUGGACCGAAAAAGGAAAUAUUGGACGACAUGCCACCGGACGAAGACGACCAACCGUUAGUGUGUAUGAUAUGCGAAGAUAAAGCAACGGGGCUGCAUUAUGGCAUCAUAACGUGCGAAGGCUGCAAAGGAUUUUUCAAGCGAACAGUGCAGAAUCGACGAGUGUACACGUGUGUUGCUGAUGGAACAUGCGAAAUUACAAAGGCGCAGCGUAACCGUUGCCAGUAUUGUAGAUUUAAAAAGUGUAUUGAACAAGGAAUGGUGCUUCAAGCGGUCCGAGAAGAUCGUAUGCCCGGUGGCCGAAACAGUGGAGCUGUCUAUAAUUUGUACAAAGUAAAAUAUAAGAAACAUAAAAAGAACAACCAGAAAUCAUCCAAUACUAAGCUGCAGCAAGGUACUGGUGCCAUUGGAACCGCCAUCACUAGCCUUGGUGACAUCGGUGUCGGUGCUGCCGGCCCACUAGGAGGUGGUAUUGCGUCCGUUGGUAGCGCGGAAAGUCCAAAGUCGACCAAUAUGUAUCACCAUUCGCAUGUAGCAACGCAUCUACAACAACACCACCAUUUGCCAUCGACAACAUCGCCGACGAUGGUAAAAUCAGAGAGCAUGAAUCUGAACAUAAUGAACGGUACCAUCCUGAAGACAGCACUCACCAAUCCGAGCGAGAUCGUGCAUUUACGACACAGGCUGGACAAUGCCGUAAGCUCAUCGAAGGAUCGGUCGAUCUCGUACGAACAAGCCUUGAAUAUGAUACACACCCUUAUUGACUGUGAUGCUAUGGAAGAUAUAGCGACCCUACCGCAUUUUAGUGAAUUCCUCGCAGAUAAGUCAGAGAUUGGCGACAAGCUGUGCAACAUUGGCGACUCGAUCGUGCACAAGCUGGUCUCGUGGACGCGGAAGCUUCCGUUCUACACGGACAUUCCUGUCGAAAUACAUACCAAACUGCUGACGGACAAGUGGCAUGAGAUAUUGGUAUUAACUACGGCAGCCUACCAAGCGAUGCAUGGUAAGAAAAACACCAGCACCACGCAAACGCAAAGCAGUAGUGGAGGGAUCGUGCUAGCGCCGGACAAAAACGAUCCCGAAUUCACUGAAGAGAUAACCUCUCACUUGCAUACGCUACAAUCCUGCCUUACCACCCUUAUGGGACAUCCCAUCUCUAUCGAACAACUCAAGAUCGACGUCGGCCAGAUGGUAGAAAAAAUGACGCAGAUUACGAUAAUGUUUCGUAGGAUUAAACUCAAAAUGGAAGAGUAUGUUUGCCUGAAGGUGUACAUUCUGCUUAAUAAAGAAGUUGAGUUGGAAAGUAUUCAGGAAAGAUACAUACAAGUACUUAGAAGCUAUCUACAACACACCGUUCCGCACAAUCCCAACCGACUGAGUGAUCUUUUGGCACAUAUUCCUGAGAUUCAAACGGCAGCUAGUUUGCUCCUGGAGAGCAAAAUGUUUUACGUACCCUUCGUUCUAAAUUCGGCCAACAUCAGGUAGCGAAUGAUCGAUUGUGACGUGACGUUAACAUCGAACACUCAUCGAAGAGUUUCUUGCGACGAGCGUAUUACAACCAAUCCAAAGAAAUCGGAGCAAAUUUUUACACACUGUGACAAGGCGAUCGG